AAUUUCUAACAAAUAAAAUUACCACUAAUAAAAUAGAUAACUGUUCAAGUACACCGGAACUGUAAUUGCAUAUAAUUUUUUGUCAAACUUAGUAAAAACUCUUUUUUUAUUUAGAAAAUGGCUAAUCGAAGACCUCAAACUGGUGGACGUCGUAUGGAAUUCAAUCGCAACGAUCGGAACAAGAACUUCACCCGUGGGGGCGUGUCGCCGUGGCAAGGUGGUGGCCCCGGUGGCGGCUUGCCAAACCUCUUACCCCUCGCUGGGGGCUCCACCGAGGCUACCUUAGCGUUAGCCAGUAACAUCAUCAACCUUUUGCAACCACGCCAAAAUCCUGUCCCUUCCCUACUCGACAUGCCCAUAAGGAGAGACUUUGGUCCUAGUAUGGGUCGCUUUGAUCGUCCCUAUGGACCCAAUAGGAUGGGCAAUCAGGGUAAUUUCCGGCGUACGGGAAAUUACAAUCGUGCUGGUGAGCGUAUCAACACCAAUCGUAAGCCAUUCAGGCCCAAUGAUGGGCAAAGGCAACAAAACAAGAGCUCCCCGAAAAAGGAUGCCGAUUCUAAGGCUAAGCCUGUCAAAGAGAGUGAACAAGAGGAGAAGAAUGGUGAGCAAGAGACAUCUGAGCAGACUGAGACCAGAGAAGAGGAGAAAGAGAAGAAGGAAGCUCCUAAGACACGUUAUGAUGACAUCAAUCCACAGCUGUUGAAAUGCCACAUUUGCAAUAAGAGCAUGUGGGACGGACGGUCAUUUGAAAACCAUUUGAGUGGUCGUGCACAUGCUAUAAUGAUGCAGAAGACUGCUGAGAGUUAUGCUCUCACUGCUGACACCAUGCGUCAAGAAUUUAAGAUCCGUGAGAUGAAACGCACUCGCAAAACUGGGCAGCAACCGGCGCGCGACUUCUAUUGCGCUAUGUGCGACAUGUAUGCAGCCGAUGGAGCUGUUCACCGCACUAAUGUUGGUCAUCGUAAGCUCAAGAAAUACCUGCAUCCAACAUGCACCUCCUGUCAUAUGGAAAUGCCUAAUAGAAUCGAGUUGGACGAGCAUAGGCUCACCCCGGAACAUCUGAGGAACUUGCAGGAUAAGCAAGGCACUGUCUCCAAGCCUAAACCGGAAGUGAUGGUGAUAUCGACUCUAUCCAUGGAGCAAUCGUACUUACGCGAUGAUCGUCACCGCUGGCGCCAUGGUGAUCACCAUGACGACAAGAAGGGUGACAGGAACAAGGAUGGGGAAAAUCAACAGAAGAAUGAGAGUGAAGGGCAGAAGGAGCAACAAGAUGGCGAGGAGCCUAAAGAAGGCGAAGUGGUAGUAAAGCAAGAGGAGGGUUUGGACUCUGAGAAGACUAUACUUGAUUACAAGGAGGGCGAUGACCUCACCAACGUCACGCGUGAUAUGUAUCCAGCUUACAGUACGGAGCGCGGCGUGGGCGCGUCCUUCUUGUCCGAGUUCAAGUGCGUGCAGUGCGGGCUGUGCCGCAAGCUGCUCGACUCGGACGAGACCGCCGCCGUGCACCUGCGCACCUGGCGCCACCACCAGCUGUUCCUGCGCCUGCUGGCGGACCGCUGCAGGCCCAGCCAGCAGGUACGCCACGCGUAUGCCACACCAUAGACACCAAAUCUGCAUUAUGCGAGCGAUUCUUUUGCUCGAAGACGCAAGACAUCUGACAGUGACAACGAACAUGACGACCACGACGACCACAAUGGACACGAAGAUGUUACUAUGAAAGGUGACGAGCAGGACGCGGAGGCAGACGUGGAGAUGCCGCCCUCCGAUGAACUCGAGGACUGGGAGCAGACCAUCGACGAGAUAGUUGAAGAUGAACAGAAUAACGGUUAGUAGUAUAGUGUUUCCAUCUGUAUAUAAACCGAUACUAACUCACUGAUUUUUGCUAAUAUUGUCUCUUAACUUUAACCAAAUAAAUAUAAAAAUGCUGAUAAAUCUCACUUUAAACAUGAAAUUAAAAAUAUUUAUAUGUAUAAACGUUCUAUUGAGUCAAGAUUUUUUUUUUGUGCAAAUCAAAAUCAUUUAUUCAGUUUAGGCUGUUACAGAGCAUUUGUGAAAGUCGAAACUUUCAGGAGACCUUGAACCGAGAAGUUUUAUUCCAUACAGAGUCGUCAAGAUUGAAAAAUGACUUCAUUAAAAUAUGAUGUCAUUUUCCAUAACAAUAUUAUAAAUAUAGAAGUAUAUAUUUAAGUUUGCGAUUGUAUAUUUACGUAUGAUAUUGUCGGUCAGCGAACGAGUCUGUCGCCGAGGAAAAGUCUGAACCGGCCCCAGAGCCGGAGCCGGAGCCGGAGCCGGAGCCGGAGCCCGAGCCGAAACCGGAACCGGAGCCGGAGCAGAAGCCGGUGGGCACGCCGCGCACGCGCGCCGCCAACUCGCCGCGCGCACGCGGACGGGGACGUGCGCGCGCUCGCGGCCGGUACUGAACUUGCACUCGCCCUAUUCACAACACUAGCACGGUCGCCGGACAGAUAGAAUGGGGAUGAUGACUGAUUUUUAUUUGUUUUUCCGUCAGGUAGAUUAAAGAAAAUUAAGCACAUAAUUACUUAAUUAUGGCGAUAGAGUUGAAAUGUAGCAUGACAUCACUCUUUUGUAUUAUCUAUAAAACUGUGACGUAGUGCGAAUUCCUGAACUUUGAUGCUUAUUAUCUAACCCAUUUCUUGUUUAAAUUG
Messenger RNA from Diatraea saccharalis (sugarcane borer), 2666 nucleotides. The record is from the annotation of a GenBank genome assembly. NCBI's taxonomy places the organism in Eukaryota, Metazoa, Arthropoda, Insecta, Lepidoptera, Crambidae.